Sebastes umbrosus (honeycomb rockfish) is the source of this 4427-nucleotide messenger RNA. RefSeq names its product transferrin receptor protein 1-like. The transcript is spliced from 17 exons. Bases 606 to 2840 code for a protein of 744 amino acids. Gene Ontology annotation, cellular component: external side of plasma membrane. The record is from RefSeq and is a predicted model, not a curated record. Gene Ontology annotation, biological process: iron ion transport; intracellular iron ion homeostasis. Lineage: Eukaryota; Metazoa; Chordata; Actinopteri; Perciformes; Sebastidae.
CCACACACUGUUAUGCAUAUGCACUGUCUGUUAUGCCACGUAAACAAACCACGUACAUAUCAGCUGUACGGUCAACAUCAGACUAGAGACGUAACCACUUGAAAGAUGGGAGAGUAGUACUUGUUACUAGUAGUACGUGUAUUACUUAUGGAAAUAAGCAGACAACUAAAUGAACUUACAGCCAUUGCUUUAUGACAGCUAUCACAGAGAGUUCGAGGAGACUGAAAAUGAGCACCACGCAGUCCUGGUUUCACCAAUAGUGAACUACUUCCUGUCAGACUUUAAACUUAAAUGGCAAAAUAAACAUUAUUCAACAUUUUAAUUUUUUUUUUCCAUUUUCCCUUACCUAGCACAACCCAUUUAUGAUAAAGUUUGUCACAACAAUUUUUUUAAAUUACUUUUUUAUUGAAAUUAAUAUGUAGAUAUGUAGACAUUAACGGAAACAGGGAGCAGUUCUCCAUUUUCCUCUUGGCAGUUCUUCGAGGCAGAAGAUCUGAGUAGUGCUCAUUUUCAGUCAUCUUCCAUCCUUCUUUUUUAGUUCUCCAAAAGCAACUGCUUUUAACGGGGAGCCCCACUCCUACACACGAUUCAACUUGACCCAGAACAUGGAAGGCGACAACAGCCAGGUGGAGAUGAAGCUGUCGUCCGACAUGGACGAGGAGGUCGGGGGAAACGGCGUGGGAGAAAACCUCAAUCACAACUCCAACCGCAAACCCUACGUGGCUCAAAAGCUCGGAUGCACGCCGAAGAACCUCUGCUUCAUGGCCGCCGCCACCCUCCUCAUCUUCAUCAUCGGCUACUUGAUCGGCUACCUUGUUCAUCAAAAGAAGGAUGUGACUCCCAUCUGUGCAGCCUCCGUGGCCACUUUUGAAGAAGCAGAUGCCAUCGAGACCGGUGCCGCCCCCCUCAUGGACUGGGACGAUGUCAAAAAGCUCCUCGCUCAGAAACUCACCGCAGCCAAAUUUGAACCGGUCUUCAGUGAGUUUUCCAGUGCCAACCACCGGGCUGGUUCUCCAGGUGACGAGGCUCUGGCGAUCAAGGUGAUCAAGAAAUUCCAUGAGUACGGCAUGAAAUCCUGGACCAAUGAGCACUUUGUUAAGGUUGACGACCCCCCAGCUUCUGGCUCCAACAGUUUUGUUUUCAAGAGCGGGAGGGAGGAACGUCCAGAGGGCUUCCUGUCCUACAGCGCCAAUGGAACAGUAACGGGUGCCGUCUUGUAUGCAUAUUACGGGCGGGAAGAUGACUUCACGUUUCUGCGGGACAAGAGCAUCAACCUGAACGGCAGGGUCAUGCUGGUCAGAGCUGGUAGGAUCAGCUUUGCCGAGAAGGUCGCCAAUGCUGCCAAAACGGGUGCCUCUGCUGUGCUGAUCUACGCGGACCCCGACGAGUACUCUAUUGGAGCAAACACUCAGCUCUUUGGACAUGUCCACCUGGGUUCAGGGGAUCCCUACACCCCAGGCUUCCCCUCCUUCAACCACACCCAGUUUCCCCCCGUCCAGUCUUCGGGCCUGCCGAAAAUCUUGGCUCAGACCAUCACAGCAGCCAUGGCUACCAGCAUUCUGAGGCAGCUCGGGGGUCAGAAUAUGCCGGUGCAGUGGGGAGGCCCCAACAAACUGGGAGAGGAGAGCGACGUUAUCACCGUGUCGGUCAACAACGUUCUUGCCGAGAAAAAGAUCAAUAAUAUCUUCGGGGUCAUCAAAGGCUUUGUGGAUGCAGAUCGAUAUGUGGUUAUCGGCGCCCAGAGGGAUGCCUGGGGUGCAGGUUUUGCCGCGUCGACCGUCGGCACCAGCGUCCUUGUUGAGCUGGCACGUUCCAUCUCAGAUAUGGUGAAGAACGACGGAUUCAAGCCGAGGAGAAGCAUCGUGUUUGCCAGCUGGAGUGCCGGAGAAUAUGGGAGUGUUGGCGCCACCGAGUGGCUGGAGGGUUAUGUUACCUCUCUGAGCAUGAAAGCCUUCUCCUACAUCAACCUGGAUGGAGUUGUAACAGGUCCCAAAGGAUUUAAAGUGGCAGCCAGUCCCUUGAUGCACAGCCUGAUCCAGAGCACUAUGAACGAGGUGAACUCCCCAAACAAGGCUGGGACUCUCUCUUCUCAAUUUGCGAGGGGCAACUGGGAGACAUCUGUGUUGGAGCCUCUGAAGAUGGAUAAUGCUGCGUAUCCUUUCCUCGCCUUUUCUGGCAUUCCCUCGGUCUCAUUUGGAUUCACCUCUGGUACCUCGGACUACAAGUACUUUGGCACAAUGCUGGACACCCGGGAGAAUCUGAACUUGGUGACGGGCAACCAGGUUCCUCAGCUGGCUGAAAUAACGACCCGGUUCGCGGGUCACAUGGCGCUGAGGCUGGUCCACGAUCACCUGCUGCGGAUGGACGUGAUGAAGUACUACAAGGUUAUAAGCAUGCAAGUGGGGAAGAUCAACGUGAAAGUCAACGCUGUUCAGAGGAUGCAGCCCCAGCUGUUGCCCAAGGCCCUGUCAAUGCAGUGGUUGAUCUUUGCCACCAGCUCCUACAGCCGCGCCUCCAGCAGGCUGAUGGCAGACAUCCAGAACUGCGACCUGGAGGACAUCGAGAUGUGCCGUAUCAUUAAUGACCGCAUAAUGACGGUGGAAAGGAACUUCCUGUCGCUCUAUGUGUCUCCACAAGAGAGCCCUUUCCGCCACAUCCUGCUGGGCUCCGGACCUCACACCCUCAAGGCUGUGUCCAACCACCUGGACGCCCUCAGGACCGACGACUCCAAAGCAGACGCCGACCUGUUCCGCAAGCAGUUCGCCCUGGCGACCUGGACCAUUCAGGGCUGUGCCAACUCACUAGCAGGGGACAUCUGGUCUUUGGAUAAUGAAAUGUAAAAAGUUAAUUCACCCCCCUCCUCCUGCUUUGUUCAUGAUUUGACCCUCUCAUCACAACCGGAGUGAAAACCAGUAGGCUGUGAUCAUUAACCAACAGAUGCACAGCUUUUUAAUUUAAUUUAGUGGAGCCGUUACUGAACGGAUACCAAUAUCACAGUCAUCCCCUACAACAUUUGAGUGAUGAGCUCAUCUUCCAUCUUUCUGAAAUUCUCCAUAAAGCCAAACAUUAAUGAUACAAAUGUACUUAAGCCUUAAAGCCUUAACAAAAAUAAACUUUAGAGGGUCAUUUUCUUUUUCUCCAUUUUGGAAAGAAAAAUUCUUCAAUAACUUUAACAUGUGGCAUUUAAUUACCACAUUCUGAAUACUUUGGUGCUACCUUCAAAUAGCCAUGUUAUGUGGCAGUACUACUUAAAAUGAUGUUACCCUCAUGAAUGAGUUGAAUGUAGUGAAACUGAGGCUUCUUCAGCACAGUAUCAUCAGGUCACAAUCACAGGACAGGCUGUGUUUGCCAGCUCAGAGACGAAUGAAACGCAAAAAAGGCCAGUAUGAUAUUAUAAGCUAACGACUUUCCAUCUGUUUACCAUAAUUAUUACAAAUCAAAUCUGCUGGUAUUUUUCCACUGGUGCUGUAGCCUCGCGUUCAAACCUGAGCUGGUUCGUAUUGGUAGCUAUAAUUACAUACUGUGCUGAAAUCUGCUACUCAACUCAGAGAUUCAGAAGGUGCUGAAAAAGGACCGAAGAUUAUUAACCAUAAUGACGCAUUCACACCAAGCGCGGAGCGAACUUUUCACGUGACACGAUUCCAUAGAAAGUCAAAGCAAAAUGUGUCAUUCACGUAUUCGUAAAAAUGUGUGUGACGCUGUGUCGUGAAAGCCUAUCAGCGCUGAGAUUUUCCCAUGAUUUACUGAUGUAGUUGAAUCAGAGAUGGAGGACAAACUUAUUGUGGCCGUUUGCAGGCACCAAGAGCUACGAUAGCACCUCAUAUUUUUACAGAGACGGGACGAAACUCUAUGUCUAUUAGGGCUGUGUUAUAGCACGAAUCUGGCAAUACAAUACGUUCAUUAUACAGGGGUUACGAUUCAAUAUACUGCGAUAUGUUUAAUUAAUUAAAUGACAGCCUAAUCUGUUUAUUUUGGGUAGCGACGUGUGGCUUGCUAGAUAGGCGACAGUCAGUGCAAUGACACUGUAUGUGAAUACAGCAUGGUGAAAUUCACAGAGCCCCGCCGGCGUUUUUUCCGACAUGUCUGGGACUUCCGCAACAUGUACAAAGCAUCAACAGUGGUUAUUUCUUCCAUGGUUGAUGGUGGAAAUAGCAGAAAGAGAAGUUGAUGUUGGUAUCUAUGGAGACGAGCCCCUUCUCCUCUCCGGCGCGUCUAGAACGAGUAACGCGAAUGAACACGAAUGAUCCCGGCGGUCCAACUCAUGCGAGUAAAGCGAGGCGAAAAUUCGCUUGGUGUGAAUGCGACAUAAUACAGUUGUGUUGCACGUAGAAAUAGAUUUUUGGGACAAUCAGCUGGCAUCGUUUAACACUCGUGCAGCAUUGAUCUUUUUAAGAGAAGUCCUAAUUACAUGCAACAAUUUAAAAAAA